Messenger RNA from Papaver somniferum (opium poppy), 2185 nucleotides. RefSeq names its product growth-regulating factor 4-like. Gene Ontology annotation, cellular component: nucleus. The record is from RefSeq and is a predicted model, not a curated record. The coding region runs from base 551 to 1687 and encodes 378 amino acids. The transcript is spliced from 4 exons. NCBI's taxonomy places the organism in Eukaryota, Viridiplantae, Streptophyta, Magnoliopsida, Ranunculales, Papaveraceae. Gene Ontology annotation, biological process: DNA-templated transcription; regulation of DNA-templated transcription; developmental process. Gene Ontology annotation, molecular function: ATP binding.
UUACUCAGUUUUACAGAGAAAGAGAGAGAGAGAGGACAGGGAUACAGACACAGAAUAGAUAGAGAGGGGGGAGAAUUAAAUAAAUGAAUAUUAUUUCUAGAGAGAAGAAACUGAUAGACUCAUAAGUCUCUACCCAGAGAGACAACUCUUAACCAAAAAAAAAAAAAACCAUUUCUCUGUUAAAUAUGGCAGAACUUUCAUAAAACUCAUCAGAGAAGAAAACUCCAUAUCUUUGUUAAACUUGGGGUAUCUUUCUCUCAUUCUCUCUAGAUAAAGAAAAACCUACAAACACUUACUUCUUCUGUUAAAGAAAUCUUGAGAUCAGAAAUUCAAAAAAAAAAAAAAAAAGUAAUACCAGAAAUGGCGAAUCACUGCAUUUCUCCCUUAAAGGAGACCACCAUUUUUGUUCUGGGUUUCAGCUUUUUCUCUGUAUUUAGUUAUGUCUGAACUCAAGUUUCUUUCUUGCAGCUUUUGAGAAACCCUAGGUACUAGAGAUAGUAGUGUUGUUUGUUGGUAGAAGAAACAGAGAAAGAGGAAGAAGAAAACAGUAAUGAAUAAUAGUUCAGUGGCGGUGGCGACGGCUGUGACGACAGAUACUGUAAAUGUAUUCCGACCACCAUUUACGGCGUCGCAGUGGCAAGAGUUAGAGCAUCAAGCUUUGAUCUUUAAGUAUCUAAUGGCGGGACUACCUGUUCCUCCCGAGCUUGUUUUACCCAUUAAGAAAAGCUUUGAAUCAAUGUCUGCUAGAUUUUUUCAUCAUCCUACCAUGGGAUAUUGUUCUUUUUAUGGAAAAAAAGCAGACCCAGAACCUGGAAGAUGUAGGAGAACCGAUGGGAAAAAGUGGAGAUGCUCUAAAGAUGCAUACCCAGAUUCUAAGUAUUGUGAGCGACAUAUGCAUAGAGGUCGUAACCGUUCAAGAAAGCCUGUGGAAACCCAAUCUAUUUCUCAAUCGUCGACUGUUACAUCGCUUACUGCUUCUACCGGCAACAAUGGAGGUAACACUGUUAGUUGCGUCGGAAGUGUGGUAGGUGGUGGCGGCAUCAGCGGAAAUGGGAGUUUUCAAAAUCUUCCAUUGAUGGGUAAUCAUCAAGUUCUUUGUUCUGGAAACAACAGUAUCAGUAGCAACAACAACAAUCCAUCUUUGUUGCAGAUGGAUUCUGUCCCUUAUGGUAUUCCUAGCAAAGAUUACAGGUACUACCAUGGAAUGAAAGCAGAUAAUGACGGGCAUAGUUUCUUCUCAGAAGCUUCUGCGAAUACAAGAGGGGGACUAGGAAUGGAAAGUUCGACGGAUAACUCAUGGCGCCUGAUGCCAUCUCGAGUGUCCUCAUUUUCUCAAACAAAAUCAAGAAAAGGGUCUUUUAUGCAGAGCGAUUAUUCACAGAUGCAUUCACUUCAGGAUAUCAGUCAGGCUAGCAUUAACACUGCACUGUCAAAACAACAUCAGCAACAACAACAACAACAUUGCUUCUUCGGCAGUGAUUACGGUUCAUCGCAGCCCGUGAAACAGGAGGGACAGUCUCUUCGACCUUUCUUUGAUGAAUGGCCUAAAACCAGAGACUCGUGGUCUGAUCUUGAUGACGAAAGAUCCAACCGAUCUGCUUUCUCAACUACUCAGCUCUCCAUUUCCAUACCCAUGACUUCCUCUGACUUCUCUGCAACCAGUUCUCGAUCCCCCAAUGAUGCUUGAUGGACGUGGUGAUGGGCUGAUAGGAUAUCAACUCCUGAGAGAGGAGGUUCAUUAAUACUAUGGCGUGUGUUGAGUUUGAUUUUUCCCAUGUUUUCAUUUAAACUUCUCUCCUAACACUGUUAUUAGAGGAAUCUAGUUUUGAUUGCUAGUUAAUUUUCUUUAGUCACUUGAAUGGUCAGGUUACUGUGAUCCUUCAUGAUCAUUCUUGCACUUGGAGUUAUGUGUUUCCAGUUGGAACUGCACUUUGCCUGUGUAAGACUUUAAAUUUGAGUUCAACUUCUUUUUAAAAAUAAAAUUGAUCUCUAGCAGUCCUUGUGAAUUCACUGCCAUAACCACGGUAUUCUGAACUUCUUCAAUUCAGGUAACCAAUCAUUAGAUUCUCUUGCAGUGUGAACCAGACUAAGAAGGGGAUGUAUACUUGAAAAACCCAAUUAACAUCUCAAGUUUGGUGCAUGAAUAUGCGUGCUUUAUACGGAUUAUAAUUUCAUUUAGAAAAAA